AUGUCUGGCUGUAUUUUUUGCAAGAUUGUGGAGGGAAGUAUCCCUUGCCACAAGGUGGCGGAAACCGCAAAGGCUCUUGCCUUUAUGGACAUCAAUCCACUCUCUCUUGGCCACGUACUUGUGAUCCCGAAGAAACACGCAGAGUUUCUGCAUGAAGUGGAGUUCGACACGGCCGCAGAUAUGGGCGCGUUAACAGCGAAGAUUUCCCGCGUUGUGGCGGCGGAGGGAAAUGGGAUGACGGCGUAUAAUGUCCUGCAGAAUAACGGUAGACUCGCACACCAGGAGGUCCCUCAUGUACACUUUCACAUUAUUCCUAAACGUAAUGGAGAUGAAGGACUUUGUGUGGGAUGGAAAACACUGCCAACAGACCAUAAGGCGUUUGCAGAAAAGGCAGAGAGCUACGUAAAGGCACUGGAGAAGUUGUGA
Molecule: messenger RNA, 426 nt
Organism: Trypanosoma theileri
Lineage: Eukaryota; Euglenozoa; Kinetoplastea; Trypanosomatida; Trypanosomatidae
Product: adenosine 5-monophosphoramidase
Exons: 1
Coding region: 1-426 (141 amino acids)
Biological process (GO): nucleotide metabolic process
Molecular function (GO): catalytic activity
Source: RefSeq, a predicted model, not a curated record